CGGGCCUUGUCGGGCUGAGGCAGUGCAGCCAUGGCGGCCGUUGACAUCCGAGAUAACCUGCUGGGAAUUUCCUGGGUGGACAGCUCCUGGAUCCCCAUACUGAACAGCGGGAGCGUACUGGACUACUUUUCGGAACGAAGCAACCCUUUCUACGAUCGGAUGUGUAACAACGAAGUGGUCAAAAUGCAGAGGCUCACCUUAGAGCAUCUGAACCAGAUGGUUGGAGUGGAGUACAUCCUUUUGCAUGCUCAGGAACCCAUUCUUUUCAUCAUCCGGAAGCAGCAACGACAGUCCUCCUCUCAAGUCAUCCCCCUGGCCGAUUACUACAUCAUAGCAGGGGUGAUCUAUCAGGCGCCCGACCUGGGUUCCGUCAUCAAUUCAAGAGUGCUCACGGCCGUGCACGGGAUCCAGUCGGCUUUCGACGAGGCGAUGUCGUACUGCCGUUACCACCCUUCCAAAGGCUACUGGUGGCACUUCAGAGAUCAGGAAGAGCAAGCAAAAGUUGGGAGAAAAGCCCGUCCCAGUGGAACAGACCAAGAAGGAGCCGGAACCCGCGCCCGAAACGCUGAAAGCCGAGGAGAAGGAGACCCCCAAAAACGCCCAGCAGACGGCAGGCCCCAAAGGACCCCCGGAGAAAAGGCUGCGGCUGCAGUGAGGCCGGAUGGGUGGAUCGCCUCUCCGGGAGGGCCCGCCGGAGGCCCAGAGACCCUCCACCCCUCCAUAAUGUCUCCAUGAGGAAUCGGAGCGGGAAACACUCAGAACUGGGACCGCUGCAGGGAGGAAAAGGACCCUUUUCCAUUCCACCUCCCCAUCCCGUUUUACCCCCCCGGGACUGUCCCAGGAAACUGCCGGGGCGGAUGGGGGGGUGUGAGUGUCUGGGUUUGG
Messenger RNA from Tachyglossus aculeatus (Australian echidna), 885 nucleotides. It is a transcript of the gene MED6, whose product is annotated as mediator complex subunit 6. The transcript is spliced from 7 exons. The record is from RefSeq and is a predicted model, not a curated record. Gene Ontology annotation, molecular function: transcription coactivator activity. Lineage: Eukaryota; Metazoa; Chordata; Mammalia; Monotremata; Tachyglossidae. Gene Ontology annotation, cellular component: core mediator complex; mediator complex. The coding region runs from base 31 to 735 and encodes 234 amino acids. Gene Ontology annotation, biological process: regulation of transcription by RNA polymerase II.